UAACCUGCUGAGUAGAGUUUUAUUUUGAAAAUGGAAACCUGGCAUGUUUAGAGGGCGAAGGCUUUGCUGUGACUGGUGGGCUAAAUCUUUUGUACACUCGUAAACGUUAAAAACAUGAAAGCCCAGAUGUUGUUUUCGGUCGUUCCGCAUCUGGCGGGCUGCUUCCCUUCCAUCUAGGAAUGGCACGCGGCGCCACGGUGGUAACGUGCAGGCAGAGGCUCGGGGAUUUCCUCGCUCGCUCGCUUGUUUUUGUAGGCGGGGAGUUGUUUGCCACUUUCGCACAAGCAGGGCGCCGAAGGGUUGAGUCGCGGAAUGUCAGGAGAUCUUAACCAGCGUGUAACCUGCGCAGGUUUUUGCUCGUAAUUAGUUUGUUAUUACGCCCGGUCCGCCGUGUCCGCGCGCCUCUCCGUGGGGUUUGUCAACUCAUGCGCUUCUCGCUGCUCAAACCUGCUGCUUCAUCACCUCGUUGUGCGAAGAAGCCGAGCCGAAUCAGCGGUGCAGCCAGAUCAGAACACUCAGCAGUUCAGGUGGACGCUGCUCUUGUGGCAUGAAUACCAUAAACAAAGGAAACAAGGCCUUAAAGGGACACGGGUGGAGCACAAAAUGAAGGAACUUCCGAGAGUUACAAGUAUAACGUUUCAGUUCUCAGGAUGGUAAAGCGGGAGCCUGGGGAAAACGGCACCAGUCUUACGGACGAUGAGCUGGUCACCAUGUCAGUCCGUGAACUGAAUCAGCAUUUACGGGGGCUCUCUAAAGAAGAGAUCCUACAGCUAAAGCAGCGACGCCGCACCCUGAAGAAUCGUGGCUAUGCGGCUAGCUGCAGGGUUAAGCGGGUCACCCAGAAGGAGGAGCUUGAAAAACAAAAGGCCCAGCUGCAACAGGAAGUGGACAAGCUAGUGACAGAGAAUGCCAGCAUGAAGGUGGAGCUAGAUGCUCUGCGCUCAAAGUACGAAGCCCUGCAGAGCUUUGCAAGGACUGUGGCCCGCAGCCCUGUCACUACAGGAAGGGGACCUAUGGCCUCUGUGAUAGGGCCCCUCAUCCCCGGUAAAGUAGCUGCCACCAGCGUCAUCACCAUCGUCAAAUCCAAAACGGAGGCCAGGUCGUAGUAGCAGAGCAGGCAGAGGGAAGAUUUUCUCGCCUGAACUCGUCAGUGCAUUUUAACAUGAUGCAGGGUCUCCUGUUUAUUCAGUUGUACCUUAACACACAUAAAUGCUUCCGGACUCACUCUUAGCAAUGCAACACAGCGGUCUUCUACUUUUUAAUUCAAAAGAAAGUCUCAGAGGUGGUCCCUACCUGUGAAAAAACCCUCUUUACUUCUUUCUUUUUUCAAAAGACUUAGUCAAUCAAAUACUAUCAUGUUAGGCCCUCUCGCUUGUUAUUCUGCACUGACUUGGAUCAAUAAUAAAAGGUCACAUUAUUGGUCCUUAUGCUACAGAAGUCUUCAAAAACAACUUAACUAACCCAAAACUAGCUAUUUUAGUCCAAUUUGUGAUAUUUCUGUUUGUUUUGUUUUGGUGUUAGGUGUCUCUCAGUGAUAUAGGCAUAAAACAAUGCUGACAAACCUAGUGUUCAUUUCCAUUUAUGCAUUCAUGAAAGGCUUCAGUGAAGUUGUCAUUAUCGACAUGACUGGUAGAUGCAAUAAUAUAUGUAUGCACUGAAAACACACUUGGGGAAAAAAUAAAGAGAUCUUGUUUAUUUAUCUUAGCGGUAUGAUUCCAGAGCUAAGUGCCAUUCCAAUAUGACAAGAUUCUGCUACGAUAUCAGAAAACCUGAAUGUUAUUACAGUAAUACCCUCACGAUUCGUGAGAAAACUCAUUAUGGUCAUGGGGAAAAUAUGUUGGUUUCUUUAAAAAAAAUAAUAUAUAUAUAUAUAUAUAUAUUGCGUUUUUUUGUAAUUACUUCUUAACAUCUCUGUCAGAUAUUUCCAGAAGAGAGUCUUUACACAAGCUUUACUGUUUGAAUCGUUAAAAGGUAGGAUACUUUGUCUAUCAUUGAGUUCAUGGUUUUUAUUACUUGGUAGAUUAAACUCCAUCGUUUAUAGAAAUACAGAAAAAGAAAAUGAAUAAAAAAAAAAAUCCCGUGACAUCUCUUUUGCAAUUGUACCAAAAGUGGCUUAUUAUUGAAGUCUGAUAGCUUUUUUUCUAGUGACUAGGCGCGUACAGUGGGGUAGCGCGUAACGUGACGUGUACGUGGCAAGUUGGCGGUGUUGUUCACUGUAUAGAUGUCAACGCUGUGCUAUUUAAGAAAAAAAAAAAUAAUCUGUAGAGCUAAACUCGGUGGUGUGAACAAGGUCAG
Molecule: messenger RNA, 2295 nt
Organism: Cyprinodon tularosa
Lineage: Eukaryota; Metazoa; Chordata; Actinopteri; Cyprinodontiformes; Cyprinodontidae
Product: transcription factor MafG
Exons: 4
Coding region: 651-1106 (151 amino acids)
Biological process (GO): regulation of transcription by RNA polymerase II; regulation of epidermal cell differentiation
Cellular component (GO): nucleus
Molecular function (GO): RNA polymerase II cis-regulatory region sequence-specific DNA binding; DNA-binding transcription factor activity, RNA polymerase II-specific
Source: RefSeq, a predicted model, not a curated record